This is a messenger RNA of Adineta steineri, 972 nucleotides long. The record is from the annotation of a GenBank genome assembly. Lineage: Eukaryota; Metazoa; Rotifera; Eurotatoria; Adinetida; Adinetidae.
AUGUUGAACAAAGUUUUCUUACGGAUAGUGACUAAUUAUGGACGAAAUUUUUCAACUGUACCAGCAGCUGUUAAAAAAGCGACUUCGACUGAUCGAAGUGCUCAAUUGAAACAGAUGCUUCUAUCACCAAAACUUGAAUUUAUCAUGGAAGCACAUAGUGCUUUAAGUGCAAAAAUUGUUGAAGAAACAGGUUUUAAGGCUAUUUGGGCAAGUGGUUUAUCAAUGUCUGCUUCACUUGGUUUACGUGAUUCGAAUGAAGCAUCAUGGACACAAGUUCUUGAUAUUUUAGAAUUUAUGUCUGAUGCAACAACUAUACCAAUACUUGUCGAUGCUGAUACAGGUUUUGGUAAUUUUAAUAAUGCCCGUCGUCUUGUACGUAAACUUGAACAAUUGGGUAUCGCUGGUGCAUGUAUUGAAGAUAAAUUAUUUCCGAAAACAAAUUCAUUAUUAGAUAAUCGUGAACAACCAUUAGCUGAUAUUGAUGAAUUUGCAUUAAAAAUUCGUGCUAUGAAAGAUACACAACAAGAUCCAAAUUUUUGUGUUAUUGCUCGUGUUGAAGCAUUUAUAAGUGGAUGGGGUUUAGAUGAAGCUAUACGUCGUGCUGAAGCUUAUCUAUCAGCUGGUGCUGAUGCUAUAUUAAUGCAUAGUAAACAAAAAGAUCCAAAAGAAAUCGAACAAUUUAUGAAAGCAUGGAAUAAUCAAGGUCCAGUUGUAAUUGUUCCAACAAAUUAUUAUCAAACACCAACUGAUACAUUUCAAAAAUGGGGUAUAUCAACUGUUAUAUGGGCAAAUCAUAAUUUACGUUCAAGUAUUAAAGCAAUGCAAGCAACAUCGAAACGAAUCUAUAAUGAACAAACAUUAGUUAAUAUUGAACCUAAUAUUGUUAGUGUUAAAGAAGUAUUUCGUUUACAAAAUGAUCAAGAAUUAGUUAAUGCUGAAAAAAAAUAUUUACCAACUAAAUCAAAAAAAUAA